CAGGGCUAAAACCUCUAUCCUAUUUCCCUGCUCUGCUCUCUGUUUUCUUUCUUUGGGUUCUUUCUGUGCGUCAUAAUAUCGUUUUUCUUGGGUCUGUUUUCUCUAUUUUAUUCUUCCUACCAUUAUAUUUCUUUUCUUCUCAGCUCUCUCGUGCAGUAAUAGAAGGUUUUUCCUGAGAACCAAACAUGCCGGCUGUUGGUGGGAUACCCGCUGGUGGUAGCGGGAAAGCCUAUCCGGGAAACCUAACACUAUAUGUGACUGUAACAUGUAUUGUUGCAGCUAUGGGGGGUCUGAUUUUCGGCUAUGAUAUUGGGAUUUCCGGUGGGGUUACGUCGAUGGAUUCGUUCUUGUUGAAGUUUUUCCCGUCGGUGUACCGGAAAAAGCAUGAGAACGAGUCGACUAACCAGUACUGUCAGUACGACAGUCAGAAACUGACGAUGUUCACGUCGUCUCUGUAUCUGGCUGCUCUGUUGUCGUCGAUUGUGGCAUCCACGGUGACACGUCGAUUCGGUCGGAAGCUUUCGAUGCUUUUCGGCGGCGUGCUGUUCUGCUCCGGAGCUGUCAUCAAUGCCGCUGCCAAAGAUGUCGCCAUGUUGAUUGUCGGCCGAAUGUUACUUGGUUUCGGUAUUGGGUUCACCAAUCAGUCUGUGCCACUUUACCUCUCUGAGAUGGCUCCUUACAAGUACAGAGGUGCCUUAAACAUUGGUUUCCAAUUAUCAAUCACAAUUGGUAUCCUUGUAGCCAAUGUGUUGAACUACUUCUUUGCCAAGAUCGAAGGAGGAUGGGGCUGGCGGUUGAGUUUGGGAGGAGCUAUGGUCCCUGCCCUUAUAAUCGCAAUCGGUUCAUUGGUCCUCCCUGACACCCCAAACUCGUUGAUUGAGCGUGGCCAAAACGAUGAAGCCAGAGCCAAACUUCAGAGGAUCCGUGGCCUCGAUGACGUUCAAGAGGAAUUAGAUGAUCUUGUCAAAGCUAGUGAUGCCUCAAGGCAAGUGGAACACCCUUGGAGAAACCUGUUGCAGAGGAAGUACAGACCCCAGCUCUGUAUGGCAAUCCUAAUUCCCUUCUUCCAGCAGCUCACCGGUAUCAAUGUGAUCAUGUUCUACGCGCCUGUUUUGUUCGACACCAUCGGGUUCAAGUCCGAUGCUGCACUCAUGUCCGCUGUCAUCACUGGUUUGGUCAAUGUUGGUGCAACGGUUGUGUCAAUCUAUGGUGUGGAUAAGUGGGGUAGGAGAUUUCUUUUCCUUGAGGGUGGAGUUCAAAUGUUGAUAUGUCAGAUUGUUGUCACAGCAGCAAUUGGAGCCAAAUUUGGGGUAGAUGGGACCCCAGGAGAGCUGCCAAAAUGGUAUGCCAUUGUGGUGGUGCUGUUCAUUUGCAUAUACGUUUCAGGGUUCGCAUGGUCAUGGGGUCCUCUAGGUUGGUUGGUUCCCAGUGAAAUUUUCCCAUUGGAAAUCCGUUCUGCAGCUCAGAGUAUCAAUGUUUCUGUGAACAUGAUCUUCACAUUCGCUGUUGCUCAAGUUUUCUUAACAAUGCUUUGCCAUUUGAAGUUUGGUUUGUUCCUUUUCUUCGCCUUCUUUGUGCUCGUGAUGACCAUCUUUAUCUACUUCUUCUUGCCUGAGACCAAGAAUAUCCCAAUUGAAGAGAUGGGCCGGGUAUGGAAGUCGCAUUGGUACUGGUCCAGGUUCGUCGAAGAAGAAGAUUACCCCAUUGGAGGUUUGGAGAUGGGCAAGGGAGGUCGUGAAGUUAAGGAGGUGUAACUGGGAGCUAAAUGGGGUUUCUAAUAUAUGCUUCGGUUUUUUUUUCUUAUUUCUUUUUUCUUUAGCUUUCUAUUUUUUUUUUUUUUUAAUAGCCAGUACAUACUAUUGAUUUCAAUAUCCAUUGUGUCACAUAUAAAAAAUUGGUUCCAGCACAAAGUAGCACAAAGUGCCCCGAGGCUUGUUAAGGAUGAGAAAGGGAUUGUUUCAAUGAACAGCCUAUUAAAUUAAAAUAUUAAGACUAAAUUCUAUUGCA
Molecule: messenger RNA, 2007 nt
Organism: Ziziphus jujuba (common jujube)
Lineage: Eukaryota; Viridiplantae; Streptophyta; Magnoliopsida; Rosales; Rhamnaceae
Product: sugar carrier protein C
Exons: 4
Coding region: 186-1754 (522 amino acids)
Biological process (GO): monosaccharide transmembrane transport
Cellular component (GO): membrane
Molecular function (GO): monosaccharide transmembrane transporter activity
Source: RefSeq, a predicted model, not a curated record